CGGGUCACAUGGAUUGCAGGCUGUUCUGAAACUUGUGUUUGAAGGGAAUAUGGUACCAGAAGUCCAUCAACAAUCGAAACAAAGUUAUUUAAGCAGAGGUGUAUCACAGCUGGUAAGCAGGACUCUUAAGCGUGCCGAACAAGUGCUCAGAUGAGCAGUCCGAGCGCAGCACCAGGAGCAUCAGCACUGGAGAGCUGGAACUGAGAGACAGAAGCAGUUCCCUCCACUGCACGCGAUAGCAGCGGCCGCUCUCGCUCUGCAUGCUUUUUUUCCCUUCCGUUCUUUCUGGAGUUGAGAUCUUGUUUGUCAGAGCAACGGGACUUAGUGAAUACUGGGGCUUCAAGCUGUUAUCCGAGCAUCCCAAACGCAGACCUGGCUGCCCCAAUGCCGAUCGAAUUUGUUUGCAAAAUCAAAUUUGCAGAGGAGGAUGAGAAGCAGAAAGGCAACCAGGACGGGGACAAGGAGAGCCUGAUUGAAGAGAGCUGCAGCCCCCCAGCCAAGGACCUGGCCGGCUUCGCCAAUGCCUGCUCACUCCAUGGGAUUAACCAUAUCUUUGUGUCGGGCCGGCUGGGUGUCAGACAGACCCUCUGGGCUAUCGCGUUCCUGGUGUCCCUGGUACUCUUUAUAUACCAGGCGGCAAAGUGUGCCAUCUCCUACCUGGAGCAUCCUCAUGUCACGGCGCUGAACGAGGAGGCCACCCCAGAGAUGGUGUUCCCCGCCGUGACCAUCUGCAACAUCAACCGUUUCCGCUUUUCUGCUCUUACCGACGCCGACAUCUACCACCUGGCCAACCUGACCGGUUUGCCCCCUAAAAACAAGGACGGCCACAAGCCCACCGAUUUGGAGUAUCCAGCGCCGGACAUGCAGGACAUCUUCAACCGGACGGGUCACCAGCUGGAAGAGAUGCUGAAGAGCUGCAACUUCAGUGGGCAGAACUGUUCGGCCGAAGACUUUACAGUGGUCUACACAAGAUACGGGAAAUGCUAUACUUUCAAUGGGAACAAAACAACCUCCAGGAAGACAAAGCAAGGAGGGAUGGGAAACGGGCUGGAGAUCAUGUUGGAUAUUCAGCAGGAUGAAUAUCUACCUAUCUGGAAAGAGACAAAUGAAACAUCUUUAGAGGCAGGAAUCCGUGUUCAGAUCCACAGUCAGGAUGAGCCGCCCUACAUCCAUCAGCUGGGCUUUGGAGUCUCCCCAGGAUUCCAGACCUUUGUAUCAUGUCAAGAGCAAAGGUUGACCUACCUGCCCCAGCCUUGGGGGAACUGCCGCUCCACCAGUGAGCAGAUGAUCCCAGGUUACGAUACCUACAGUAUCAGCGCCUGCCGCCUGCGCUGCGAGACUCUUGAGGUUCAGCGUGUGUGCAAAUGCAGGAUGGUGCACAUGCCGGGAGAUGCCGAUAUCUGUACUCCCAGCAAUAUCAAAUGUGUGGACAAAGCACUUGCACUGCUACAGACAAGUUCAGGUGACACAUGCUUGUGUGAAACUCCCUGUAACCUGACGCGCUAUGGUAAAGAGCUGUCCAUGGUUAAAAUCCCCAGCAAAGGCUCGGCUCGCUAUCUGUCUAGAAAAUAUGACAAGUCUGAAGACUACAUCAGAGACAACUUCCUUGUUUUGGACGUUUUCUUUGAAGCUCUAAAUUAUGAAACAAUAGAACAGAAAAAAGCAUAUGACGUUGCAGGUUUAUUAGGGGACAUUGGUGGGCAGAUGGGUCUUUUUAUAGGAGCCAGUGUUCUCACCAUCUUGGAGAUUCUGGAUUAUGUAUAUGAAGUGAUCAAACACAGGUUGGAGCGUUUGCUCAGAUCACAAAGAGAUGACAAAAAGCAAACCCAGCAGCAGCAACAGGCCAGCACAGUCGCCACAGUAAAGCUGGAUGAAAUGAAAGCUAAGGAUACUGGCGAGAUGAGCCGGAGCCACUCAGAGGGAGCUUAUGCUAACACCAAUCUCCCAAAUCACCAUCACCACCACCGUACCCACCACCGAGUGUUCGAAGACUUUGCCUGCUAGGAAGACUCGUCUGGCGGGUGGGUCUAGUGCUGUUGACGUCUACAGAAAGAGUUCUCUCAGUGCUGAAUGUGGGCUCAAUGAAAGACCCUCAAAUCUCAGUGCUAAUCUCUCUCGCUGUCACCAGUUAAAGCUACAGCCAAAGCCGAACUCUAAACCCUCGCUUCUAGGCACGGAUCGGACACUGCGGUCCAGCAGGAAACUCUCUGAAAUCCCGUCCAUCCCCACCCCCCACCCGCCUCCUGUUACAGGAAGUGACAUCAGUGGCAACUCUACGAUUUCUACACUGAAUACCUUGGUACUGGGCCUCUGCUAUAUCAAGGCAUAGACUGCAUGACAUCAAGAGCCACUUUAUACUCCAGAUCCUGUUUGAAGCAUUACAUUCUUACUUUAUAUUUUGUCAGCUGUUAGAGUUUGAUGCGGUGAGUUCUCAUCUUGUGAAAUAGUAUCAUUCAGAUUAAUCUACAAAUGUAAAUGAUGUGUUUGAAUCAUGGCUAUCAACCCUUAGGCUCCAGAGCGUAAGAGAAAUAACUUUACUCUGGUAUACUCUUUUUCUGAAAUCAUGAGGACGGUGUAGAAUAGUUUAAGUGUUUCAGAAAAGUAAUGUGUAUCCAUCUCUACUGGAUAUGUCUGGUAAAUGUUUCCUUAUCUCAAAUGGCUUAUGAUUAAGUUAACUUGAAGUAUAUUGAAUAAUCCAGCAAAUUUUGUAAUGUUAUUUAUAGAGCUGUAACGUGUGAGUGGUAAUGGGUGUCAUUAGCAGUAACAACAUAAUCUUCUGUGAGGUUACUUCCCAACGGAGAGCCAAAUGAUGUGUACAGUAAAGCCCACCAGCCCACCAGAGCCUUUGCGGUAACCAUAUGGAAAAGGUUUGUUUCAUCCAUCCAUCAGCUGAUGGAUCCCCUCUCCCAGACCUCCCGAAAGUGUUUAAUGAAACAGACCUUAUGUUCCUAGUUCCACAUUUGAAUGAGACGGAGUGCAGCGGUCCCCCAGAGAAUGAUAAACCGGGUUUGCUCAGCACACUCGCAAAGUAUGAGAGAUCUGAUGGACCACAGCAUACAGCUUCAUGUUUAAAAGUCAGUCGAUGAGUUUUUCUCAGGGUUCUUAGCUGCGAAAUGUCUAGCGGUCUCUUUGACAAAAGGCCAGAUGUGCAAAGCAUUUCAAUCAGAAACCACAGACUUUUCUGUGUGCGAAAUUCAGCAAGAACUGAUAUUCAAUGACAAUUCAAAGAUGAAAAACUUUUCCAUUUGAGCUAAAAUCCUAAUAGCGUAAAUAGAAGUAUUGAAUCUGUGGUUUCAAAUAUGGCUAAUAUUACUGUAAGUCAACCGUGUAGCGCCCCUAUCUUUGUUUAUUUUGGGCUUUUUGGAAAUGCAUUACUUUGUAACCAGACAUUUCAGGUGCAGUUCUUGUAUAAUUAAUGUCUGAAGAUUUUAUUAGCUUAAUGGGUGUUAUAAUUUAUUUUGAUGUGUGUAAGACUUCACUGUUUAAAAGAUGUGGUAUUAAAAUGAGCAGAAAUCAUAUAUAUAUACAAAUAAAUUAUUUAUAUAGUGCUAUAUCUUAUAACAUUGCACACAUAUAUUUAUUCAUAUAUAUUGUUCUAAAUUUUCUCCAGCACAUUUAGUGCUCAUUUUCAAGACCUAUUUUCAUUUGUUUACCUACAUUCACAAACUACAGAAUUCUUUUAUAAGUGACAUGGCUGUUUAUCCUCUAUAGAUCAGUUCCUCUGCUGGGUAGAUUAUGUCGACAAGAAAGAUUUAGCAUUUUUAUAUCUUCUGGAAUGCAUCUCAUAUUUGGAUGUCAUAUCAAAAACAUGCCGCAUAUAUUCAAUCCAUAUACAAGUAAUCAUUGCUAAUAUGGGCUUUAAAUUUUCAUAAAUAUGUAUCACAGUGGCAUUUUAAAGGUUCCCAGUCAGAGUUCUGAUGGCACACUGAGCCGGUUAUGCAUAAUAAUACAGUUUACUGUUAUAAAUAACUGUGCUGUCAGCAGAAGAGCUGACAUACCAGUGCAUGUCCAGGAAUUGCACUGGAACAAAUCACUCAGAUUUGAUUCGGCAUUAUUUGUCAACCUCAUGCACCCAUUAGUUGUAUAUUUCUGCACUCGUGGCCUAUCUUACCUGCGCAGAAGGAAUUGCUCCAAAUUUUAAAAAUGCAAUUGCGUGUGCAUGACUCGUAGGUCUUUUCAAAAAGCACUAUCUUCCAAAGUCCUUGCCAUUAGUGUGGAAGGUAUUUUCUAUAUAGCAAAUGGCAGUGAUCUUGUGCAAUCCAAAAGGCAGAUCUCUCACACUAAUUAAACAUUUCUCCAAACUGAGGUCAGUGUUGCACCAUUGUCAAGCAAUUAACGCAGCUAUCUUUUCCUAAAUAGGCUGUAUUUAUUCAUGAUUUCUUACAAAUUGCAUCAUUUUCUUGAAAUACUCCAGGUGGAAGAUUAUGAGAGAGAAAUAGAAGAGAAUGUAGGAAGAGGAAAAGGAAAAGAGAGAGCAAUAUCGAAGGCACAGCAGGAACAACCGGAGCAACUUGUGGUUUGGGACAAUGUCCAAUUCCACCAUGUAGCGCCGGUGCGUGAGUGGAUUAAAAAUCACCCACAUUUUGUUAUAGUGUUUCUUCCAGCAAAGUCUCCGUUUUAAAAUUCAGUUGUAGAGUAAUUCAUGUGGGGAUGAAAAGAGUUUUCAACCACAAGUUCUAUGACAAAGUAACUGGAUAUAAAUGGAUUUAAUAUUUAAACCUUGCUUUUCUUGGAUCGGUAACUUGGAAUGCUUCAAGUCGAUUCUUCAGUUGUGAAGUUUGUACAACCCUUGGCUGGUGUUUGGAUGGCUGCAUUAGUUGUUUUAAAUACUGAGCUUAGUUUAGAGAAAAACAAUGAUCAGGAAAACUGUAAUGUAACUUCAUGUGAUAUUAUUUCAUCUUCAGACGUCAGUUCCAUUCUGGUCCAAAUGGUCUAUGUGUGUAUUUUUAAAACUGUGCUACGCUGCUUAAACUUUGACAUGCUGUUCUUUUCCACCCGCUUUUUCCAGCCAGACCACCAUUUAGCUCCGAGAGGGGGCCAUAAAACGAGGCACUGAAGCAGCAUAGUGCAAAAAGACUGUUGAGAUUUUCACACGAUUAAAGGCAUCAAGACUAAUCAGGCUAAUUACCCAUUACGCUCCAGAACCUAAUGGACUGUAUACCAGACUACAGAGAACACAUAAUACACUUUGUACAAAGGUCUGCUGUUAUGGUCGUGGUUUCUGUCAGAGCACAUUUUAUAAAUGUAACAAUGGUACAUACUGGAGUCCAAAAAUAAAAUCUUGAUAGAUUAAUCA
Messenger RNA from Carassius gibelio (silver crucian carp), 5296 nucleotides. RefSeq names its product acid-sensing (proton-gated) ion channel family member 4a (gene asic4a). The record is from RefSeq and is a predicted model, not a curated record. Bases 385 to 2004 code for a protein of 539 amino acids. Gene Ontology annotation, biological process: sodium ion transmembrane transport. The transcript is spliced from 11 exons. Gene Ontology annotation, cellular component: membrane. Gene Ontology annotation, molecular function: ligand-gated sodium channel activity. NCBI's taxonomy places the organism in Eukaryota, Metazoa, Chordata, Actinopteri, Cypriniformes, Cyprinidae.